AUGGUGUGGACUAACCAUUAUAAUGCACUUGUAGCACCUCGUGCACCUAUUCUGAGUUUUCAUAUAACCACCAAUGUAGACAUAGGUGCUCGACAAUCAACUCAGGUGUCAUCUACAUCAAAUCAACAAGCUUCCGAGAACAACUCAACUGGUACACUGAUGACGACCACAACAGUUGAUGCAACAGUAGCGGCACCAUCUCUACCUACUGAUACUACCACCGUUCCACCUUUCGAUGACACCCUAACAAUCAUUGGUUCUUUGCAAAAAGUGGUUAAUAAUCUGAUUUGUGCACUAUCUUCUUCGUUUCCAUUCAAGGAUCUUGGUCGCAUAUACUACUUUUUGGGGAUUGAAGUUGUUCAAAAUUUAGGAGGGGUUACUCUGAUGCAACACAAUUAUGCCUUGGAUUUACUUCGUUGUGCUCAUAUGGUGAAUUGUAAAAGUGUUUCAACCCCAAUAUCUGUGACUGAGAAACUAGCUCAUGAUUAUGGUAAAGCUCUAAGUGAUGAUGAUGUGUUCAAAUAUAGAAGUUUGGUUGGUGGUCUUCAAUAUCUCACACUAACACGACCGAAUAUAUCAUUUGCUGUAAACAAAGUUUAUUGGGAUGGUUGUCUAGAUUAUCGUAGAUCAACCGGAGGCUUUGAUGUAUUCUUAGGGCCUAAUUUUAUUUCUUGGAGCUCUCAAAAACAACUCAUGGUGUCCAGAUCAAGUAUAAAAGCCGAAUACAAGGCGUUUGCUAAUUGUACAACAAAAGCAACUUGGGUACAAUCCUUACUCAAAGAACCAGGUGUUCAUCAAUCUCGACCACCGGUGUUAUGGUGUGAUAAUCUUGGAGCCACUUAUCUAACUGCUAAUCCUGUGUUUCAUGCUCGUGCAAAACACAUAGAAGUUGAUUUCCAUUUCGUUUGUGAGAUAGUAGCAAUGUGUGCACUCGAUGUUCGUUUAUCUUCUGGAGAUUAG
Lactuca sativa (garden lettuce) is the source of this 960-nucleotide messenger RNA. The record is from RefSeq and is a predicted model, not a curated record. NCBI's taxonomy places the organism in Eukaryota, Viridiplantae, Streptophyta, Magnoliopsida, Asterales, Asteraceae.